Messenger RNA from Stegodyphus dumicola, 8956 nucleotides. Its product is annotated as discoidin domain-containing receptor A-like. The record is from RefSeq and is a predicted model, not a curated record. NCBI's taxonomy places the organism in Eukaryota, Metazoa, Arthropoda, Arachnida, Araneae, Eresidae.
AUGACAACGUUCUCUGAAGCAGAACCAUCUGGAAAUGUGGGUGGUCGUCUUAGAGAGGCCCCCUUGUUUGGUUUUUUGCAGCUCAUUAAAGGAAACAUCAAUACGUACUCUGUCGUUAACAGGAAGCUUAAGCCGGUUAUUAUUGCCUCUAAGAUUCGAUUCAUUCCCUUCAGUGUUCACUUGCGAACUGUCUGCAUGAGAGUGGAAGUCUAUGGCUGUCUUUGGAAAGAUGGAUUCCUGUCAUAUUCGAUGCCGCAGGGGGAAAGGAGAGGAGCAGAAGUGAACCUUUCCGAUAUGACGUACGAUGGUGUUAAAGAUGACAGUUAUUUACACGGAGGCCUAGGUCAACUUACGGACGGUAUUGUCGGGGAGGAUAACUUCAAAAUCGAUGCUUUCGGCAUGGGCAAAGGUUAUGAAUGGGUUGGUUGGAAGAAUGAUUCUUCAUACUCCAGACCUGUAGAAAUAAUCUUCGCUUUCGACCAAGUAAGGAAUUUCUCCGCCGCUUAUUUCUAUUGCAACAAUAUGCACUCCAGGGAGGUGCAGGUGUUCGCCUCGGCCAAGAUCUGGUUCAGUAUUGGAGGUAAAUACUUCAACGGUCCGCCCGUCAACUUCUCUUACAUGCCGGACAUCUUCUUAGAAAAAGCUCGAAACGUCACCAUCUCACUUUACAACAGAGUUGGAAAAUUCAUCAAAGUGGAACUCACUUUUGCAUCCAAGUGGAUACUCAUUAGCGAAGUGGCGUUUAAUUCAGUUCCUGCCGUGGGCAACUUUACUGAAGAAGAUCCUCCAGCAGCACCUCCGAUUGUGAGUACAGCCAUGAGCGAAGAUACACUGACUAAUCAGUAUGUGGGUCUCGUCAUUGGAGUUCUGGCAGCUGUUAUUCUACUACUUAUCAUCGUAAUUUUCAUCAUCAUUGCAAGAAAUAAAAGAAGGAAGCACACAACGCCUCAUACUAUACUUAAACCUGUAGAUAAUAGAGUUACAAUCAACAUGAAGGAUUUAGGUUUGAGUUACUCACCUUGUUCUCCUUUGGCUUGUCAGUCUAAUGGAAGUAUCUACGGCCAUCAAGUCGUCUUAGAUGAUGCAGAUCCCGAUAAACUGCUCUAUCAAGAACCUCAGGACUUCAAGAUACCAUAUCCAGGAACAUACAGUAAUGAAUCGACAACCUCGAGAGAAUAUGCAGUCCCAGAUGUCACAAAGAGCAACACUCCCACACCAGUGAUACCAGUGCAUCCUCCACCAACCCCUUCGACAAAGCCUGCUUUUCCUCAGACCUUGCCAAAACCCCUCCAGAAGCCGCCCUCGGAAAGAUACUAUGCUGCCACAGACGUUGUCAAGAUGCCUAACAUCCAGGGUGUCAGCGGAAACACGGUUUAUGCAGUGCCUAACGUCGAUCUGCUCAGCCGAGAUGACAGCCCUGUGAGGGAGAUACCACGGCAUCGUCUGCACUACAUGGAAAAGCUGGGAGAAGGACAGUUUGGGGAGGUCCAUCUGUGUGAAGCUGAAGGAAUACCAGAACUGGUGGACGUCCCUUGCUAUGGAAACAAGACACUGGUCGCUGUGAAAACGCUAAGAAAAAGUGCAUCUGAACACGCAAGGGCCGAUUUUUACAAAGAAGUGAAGAUAUUAUCCAGGCUGCGGGAUCCAAACAUAGUGCACGUACUUGGUGUUUGCACAAGAGACGAGCCUUUUUGCAUGAUCGUCGAGUAUAUGGAAAAUGGAGAUCUAAACCAGUUCUUGCAACAACACGUGCCUGAAAACACUUUGACCUCACCGUUCAAGCCCAGUUCUAGCAAAGUGCUCAGCUAUGGCAGCCUGAUUUUUAUGGCAACUCAGAUAGCUUCCGGCAUGAAAUAUCUGGAGUCCCUGAACUUUGUACAUCGGGACUUAGCGACACGAAACUGUCUGGUGGGCAGGGGACUUACCAUCAAAAUAGCCGACUUCGGUAUGAGCCGAGACCUGUACUCGGGCGACUAUUACAGGAUAGAAGGGCGGGCCAUGUUACCAAUUAGGUGGAUGGCCUGGGAGAGCAUUCUUUUGGGGAAAUUUACAACCAAAAGUGAUGUCUGGGCGUUUGCUGUCACCAUGUGGGAGAUCCUUACGUUUGCUAGACAACAACCCUACGCAGAUCAAGUUGAUGACAAGGUUAUCGAAAACGUGAGCCACUUUUACCACAACGAUGGACUUCAAGUGUAUCUCCCUCAACCGCCCGGUUGUCCUAAGGAAAUAUACGAUCUCAUGAAAGAAUGCUGGCAGAGAAACGAACACGACAGGCCAAACUUUAGAGAGAUCCACCUGUUUUUGCAGAGAAAAAACCUUGGUUAUGCUCCACAUGUGUGAGAAUCCCUCUUAUUCUGGAAUCUGUGGUUUGAUGUCAUCCGUCUUUUCUUCUUCAAAAACGAAAACGCAUGGUUGCAGUGCAUAACUAUUUAUUUGAUAGUCAUUAAAGACUAUGCGAUUAGACUGCGAAGAUUUCAUAUAACAAUUAGGUAUAGUUUGCGAAAAUGCCACGAAAAAUCGCAGCUGUGUUCAUUUCUACUUAUAGAAAGGUGGACAUACACGAGUCAUUUAGCUGCAUCGUGUCCGUGGUUCUUCAAGACUCUUUCCAGCAGUUAUCUGAAAAUAUCUGUCAAAUAAAUUUCUUCACCUUUUUUAGAAUGCGUGAUAUUUUUGCAAAACCAUGUAAAUUUAUAUUCCUUGAAAUAUUUUGCUGAAUAUAUUUAUUAACCAUUUCAAAGCCGAAAAUCACAGUUCAAAGACAAAUUACGCAGCAAGAAUCAUAAGAAUAAUGUUGAGUAAUAGUUUGUAAUCAAUGGUUAUAUGUUUGUUACUAUGUAUUUUGCAACUUUACCCAGUUUUGAAUAACUGCUGUGAGUCUUCGAUUUUUAAUUGCUCUUAAGUUAAGGCCUAUGUACGAAUGUAUAUAUUUGUGGGCCGCAUGAACUUUUUUCCAUCUCCUAAAUGUGCCCGAAAGUCAGAAGAAUAGAUUUUGUGUUUAGUUUUAAAAUGAUUGUGCAGCUAAAUAUCUGUUGAAUAACAAGUUGUUGCCAUUUUGUUCCGAUUUAAGAAAUGAAUCAAGUAAGUUAGGCUCUCAGACUUCAGAAAUAUUAAUAUCGUAAUCUUUAAAUACCUUGACUUACAAGUUGUAACCCUAGAUUGAUACGUUCUAAUAUAACUCUCUAGAAAGCUUUAAGGACUGAUCAGUUGAGAAUUCCAUAUAAAAAAUAACAGUAGAGCUGGGUUAGGUUAGGUUAGGUUAUUUAAUUACGGCAAAGCCUCGAGGGCUAUCUGCCUAAGGGGAGGGAUGCCUUCGUGGAGGACUUUCUAAGGGAAACUGGUUCUUAUACACGUUACACAUGGGGAAAACCACGGAAACCCCAUGAAGCCAGCCCGUUCUCCCGUUUUUCAAGCAAAAAAUCCCAGCUUUGUCAUCUGCGAAACUAAAAAAAAGUUGCCAAAUUUUUAUACUUAAAAUAGUUUUACAUAUUAAAAAAGUACAACACUUGUUUUAGGAGGCGCAGUGAAAUUCAAUUUGUUUAUACUAUCUCAAAUUCUAGCAUGUUUGCAGAUGGAAUUUAAAAUAAUUCAUUUCUUUCUGAUGCAAAACAUUACCUUGUUUGUUUACGAAAAGCUUGCAUACGAAAACAAAGUUCGUAAUACCCAGUAAUUAAUAUUUGCAAGGAUAAACAUAUGUAGCCAUUUAACUAAAUUUCUUUAAGCUUCCUUUGCUUGCACAAAUUUUCGUCUUUGUACUUACGUUAAAACUCAAGAAACAAAAAGUAAAAUUUAUCUAAAAGUAUCUAUCGUUAUUCAGUUUUAAUAAAAUAAAGAUAGAUAAGUAAAAUUUAUCUAUCCUUAUCUUAUUAAAACUGAAUCUUCAAGUGCAACUACUAAUAAAUACUAGCCACCACAAAUACAAAGUCUUGCGCUCUGACUGCAUGUGGGCACCUCAGAGUAAACAGCUCUACUGGCGAAAUGCCACAGCUUUCUCUCUAAACUACAAAAACCUUCGCUGUUUAAAUUCAGCUUAAUUUACGUAUAGUUCUGACUGAUAGAAGGUACAGGAAAGAAUCAAUAUAAAAACAAUGUGUUAUCUAAAAUAAACCUUAUAUAUUUUCUCGGAUGAUUUUGAUAGUAUUUGAAUGGAAUUCUUAUACAACUGUGGUUCUGGAAGUGUGGUUUCCAUUUGAACGUUUUAACCUAUUAAAUUUUAAAUUAGAAAAAUUCCUUAUUUGUAUAAAUUAAUUGAAAAUUCCCCAUGAAAAUGUGUAUAUUUCGUAAAAUUUUACUCAAAUUAUUGCGUGAUUAAAACUGCCAUUAUGUCACGAAGCCUUCUUUACUGAUUCAUUUUUGAAACGAAAACUUCUGGAAAUUUUCACUUGCUUUUCAAGAGAUAACUAGUCUAGGAAUCUUUCUGAAAUGCUUUGCAUUGGUGUUCAGAAGAUUGGAAUGGUUAAUUAGUGUUUCUGUUGAAAUGGUUAAUAAGCAUUUGCCAAAAAUGAAUGUCAUGUGAGCUGAAAUAUUUCGUAACAGUUGUGAUAAAUUGACUACUAAUUCAGUGGAAUUUUCAUUAUUUUUAAGUUUACAGUACUUGAAAUCGACGAUGGAUAUUUUCGAGAUAAUUGCAUUGGAUAAUUAGUUAAAUCACGACUAAAAUUGUCUUGGAAAAUUGAUUUCCAACGAUAACAUACAGAGGCCAAAUAGCUUGGAAGGGAAAUUAAAAAAUGGGUGCUAAAGCCUUAUUCUCAGAUACUUUUUCUGGUUCGCCUCAAGAAGAAACCAGUAGACAUAAAACUUCAUGCUUAUGAGCUUCUACAUUUUACGGAUAAAUGUUUCAUUUAUACGGACUUUAGGUAGAACACAUUGUUACACAAUCUGUCUGUUGCACUUAACAUACUUCAGGAAUUAUCUCCGGGUAUAAGCUUGAAAUAUUUGGUAAUUUAUCAAUAGAUGUUGCUCCCCAAACUGAUGCUGGAUUUUAUUUGACACUAUCGAAGUCCAACGCAGUUUAAUAUAAAUGAGUAACUGUGCUAACGACUUGUAUGUUUCAUUAUUUUUAAAUCUAAAUACAGUAGAACUCCAAAUAUCUGCUUUAAAAGGAACCACAGCUUAUCCGGAUAUUAAAAAAUAUCCGUAAAACUAAAGCGUUGGCUCCUCUGUAGACCAAACACAAAUAUAUAUCUAUAUAUAUUUCAUAUAUAUAGAUAUAUAUAUUUGCUGCUUAUAGUGCAUGCUUUACACAAUUUUAUUUCUUAAUUUAUUUCAAGAAAGAAUUAAUAAUUUUGUAAAUAAAUAUCUGUCUUCUGAGCUCCAACAGUGGAAGAUGUAGAUCGGUACAUGCCUUUUGAAAACAUCUAUACAUGCAUUUUUAAAAUAAAUACAAAGCAAAUAAAUUAUAUUUUAAUUGGUGCGGAAACAAAACGAAGAACAAUGAAGCUGUAAACAGUACGUAAUUGCUUUUGUAGUCAUAUUUAUAGAAAUAGUGUCCUGUAACAGUUAUUUACUAAUGUUCGGUAAGUAACUCUUAUAGUACCGAGCGCUUUCGUUUAGCCAUCAUGUCAUUCAUUUUCGUCUAUAUUAAAUUAAUAGCUUCUUAAAAGUAUCCACUAGGGUAAUAUUAUUUUUUAUAUUAUUUAAAUAAAAAAAGAAUGAAAAAUAAUUUAAAAAUUAAAAAUAAGAUGAAUAAUAACAAAAUAUUCUUUAUUAGCUGGACAUUAAUAAUUCAUACUUUGGAGUUCUACUGUACGAAAAAUGUAGAUAAUGUUACAAGAUUGAUAAUUAUGCGUAAUUAAGCGUAAAAGCUAAUAAUUUAAGAUGAUUUAAUCCUUAAAAAUAAAUAAAAAUAACUUAUAUUAUUAUUUUCUGUGGUAAUUUUUUAUGAUUUUCUGGACAUUUAUACCGAGGUAAUGCAAUUAAUAUUAGAACUACAAAGUUUUAAACUAUCGAUGUCAUUUAAGUUGUGUAACUAAACAAAAUUACUUUAAAUUACUUUCAUCGUAAUUUCACGGGCAACGAGGAUUAAAAUCUUAGUGUCACCUUUAUAUGACGUAGUUUUUUUUUUAUUAGAAAUUGAUUUAAAAACUGUUCGCAGACUUGUGAAAAGCCAGUUUCAAAUAACUAUCAUUAUGAAAUAUUCUAUUGUAAUCUACCAUAUGAUAUGAAAUGUAAUUCAACAUUGCAUGUACUGUAAUUAAAAGUUGUGAACCUAUACCUGGAGAUAAUCCUAAUGGAAUAAUAAUUUGUCCAAUUUGUGAUAUAUUUAGUAUCACAUAAUUCAACACAACAGCAAAGUAUGGAAUCAAGGACUUGGAGUCUAUUUCCGCGCGUGUGUGUAUAUGUGUGUUCUUAAUACAUAAACUGUGAUCGUCAAAUGUUUUUGAAUUUACUUUCAAGCACUGUAUGUAUUGUAUAUGUAUAGUAUUUUUGUGUUUCUACUGUUUUGAGAUUAUUUUGUAAUAUAUUGAGUCCUCAAGAAACUGUUGUACAUUCAAUGUUAUUUGCACGGAUAAGUAAAAGAAGGUAGAUUGAGGGCAAUUCUUACGUGAGUGAAAUGGUUGUCGUAAGAGAAAGUGAGGUCAAAAGCCACGCCACUUUUCCGUGACGUCACUUUCAUGCUUAUAGUGCGCUGUAUACUACUAAAAAAUGCUGUCAGUAAUAUAUUUAAAAACAGCUGUGUUUGUACAAAAAGGAAAAUUCUUAAUUCAGUAUUUUUUCACAUUUGGUAAAAUUCUUUAAUAUAUAUUUUAUAAAACAAAUUUCAAAGCGUAACAUAGUAAUGGAAUGUAUUAUAACCUCGGAUUAAAAUAACCGGGAAUAGUUAGAUAAUUAUUAUAAUUGCAAAUGGAAAUGUAAUAAUUUUAUGCAUUUAGAAUUCUGACUUCUAACUGAUCACUUCAAAUUCAUAAUUUUAAAUAAUUAACAAGCCAGAUUUGAGUUAAAAUAACAUACCAAAUGACGAUUAUUGGAGGAGUUAAAGUAGCAAGAAUCAGUAUAACAGUCAUAAAUUUGCUGGACUAGUUGUGAAGGUUUAAAUGAGAAGGUUAGAAGAAGUUUCUUUGUUAAAUAUAUAUAAUAAUAAUUUAUUUAAAUAAUUUUGCUAGUAUAGAAGAUUAAUUCCAUGAGAAUUUUUAUUUCUCUCACUGUAUAUUAUCGGAAAUGAAAAUUAAGCUCCAAAUUGUAUAAGGAUCUGAAAAAUACAGUUAAAUUUAGCGCGUAGGAUUUUAAGAAAAAAAUGAAAAAUAUUCUUAUUGAAUUUAAAUCUUGAUUACAAAAAUUUCGUGCUAAAGAUAAAAGAAUGUUGUUUCAUAGUGCUUCAUGAAAAUAUAUGAUUAUUUGUUGUUUUUCUGAUACUUCCAACACAAUAGUGUGAAAAAAAUGUUCAGGAGUAAAACAUUUCUUAACAAAAACGAAUUCAAAAAGAAAUUUUCCUGCUUAGCUUUUUGCUAUUAGCAAAUGGUUAACAUAACUAAUUAAUUCCUUUCUUAAAACAGCAUAGAAAGAACUAAAAAUCUUGACGAACUAUUUGUUUUAGUCAGAAUUGCAGUAAGAAAACAAUAAAGCUAAAUAAAUGAGACAAAAAAAUAAAAACUGAGGUUAAGAUUUCAAGAAUUUCUUUUGAAAAAUGUGUGUAUAAUUAGCAUAAUUUAUGUCGAAUAUCAGUUUUUUGAGACAUAGCACUGGAAAAUUGAAUCUUAAUUGAUGACAAAUGGAUGUGUAAUUAACAUAUUUUUAUUGAAACGCUAAUUCUUCAUUGAACAGCAUUCAAAAGAUAAAAUUUAAUUCAACAAAAAAGAGAUUUAAUUAAUGCAACUUUUGCUAAAUUCAGUUUUAGUUUAACGCUAUUCGAAAGGCAAGUGGCAACCCUGCCUUCCCUUGCCAUUUUAUGUCAACCCUAAAACUGCUUUACGGGGAAGCCAUCUUACCGCGCCUGUACAUUUCGUAACAAUAUUAAUUUUUCAAAAGAUUUAAUUUUAUCUAGCGAUUUAUUCACAAAUGUUAAAUGAAAUAUAAUGCAUUACAGAGUAUAAUUGCAUUACUAUGUUUAUAUACUAAUAGAAAAAUAAGCUGGGAGAAAUCAUUAGAAAAAGAAGUUUCUAAAAUUUUGAAGGAUGAUGCAAGAAAGGAUGUAUAUAUAUAUUGCUUUGACCGUCUACAGCAAAUGCGAUUGGUUGUACAGAGGAAUGCUUGCUUCUGAGUGAAUAAUUUUUGCCAGUUGCAAGGAAAUUUUGACAUUUUCUUGCGCAUUGAGUACUUAUGUAUAAAGAAAGAAAUUUACGUGAAAAAUUUUAUUUAUAUCAGUUGUUAUAUAAAUGUGUGUAAUACUGUCCAUAGUCAACUUUCUAAUUCUCACAAAGCUCACUAAAUUUAAUGAACAAAUCUGCACAUUUCGCACUGUAAGUUUUUAGUAAUAUAAACAGACACAUAUUGCAUAAAAAAUUUCUUCGAGUGUAUUUACAAAUAAAAUUCACUUCCUUUUUUAACUUAUUGUUUUUAUUCUGUGUAGUUGUUAUUAAUGUUCCUACUCUAUUUUGAAUACAUUAAGUGUGUUAUGUAUAACUAUUAAAUCAAUUUCUUAAUAUUGCUUGCAUGUUAACUCAAUUCAACAUUUAUUAUUUUAACGUGGAUGUAUUGUUAAAAUAUGUGUUCGAGGGUUUUGAAAUAGAUCUUUUGCAUUUUGGAAUGAUAACUAAUGCUAUUUUAUGUUUGAUAUGCCUAAUCCUGUUAAACAGUAAUUAUCAAUGUUGUUAAAAGUCGCAGAAGAAUUUAUAUACUAGAAAUUUUUUUCGAGGUUUAAAGACGAACAAAAAGAUGCAGUGAUUAGUGUAAUUUUUUUUUUUAAAAUGAGUUAUAAAAAUAUCGAAGCCUGGCAUUUAAAUAAUUAAUUAAUGUAAUGUUUUUCAUUUUUUAUAUUUAUAAUGUAGUAUUAACCAUUUUUGAUUACUUAUUCAGUAAAUUA